This is a messenger RNA of Cylicostephanus goldi, 774 nucleotides long. NCBI's taxonomy places the organism in Eukaryota, Metazoa, Nematoda, Chromadorea, Rhabditida, Strongylidae. The record is from the annotation of a GenBank genome assembly.
AUGUCGACUACAGUACGCGCACCGCGGGAACGGCAAUUUCACGUUGUACCUGUGCCGGGAGUGUUCACAAGAGGACGAUGGAAGUGUCGUGAUUAUCGCGAUGACGAUCAUUCAGAACGUGAUCAUAUUUUGGAUUUCACAGAAGCCCGAGAACGAGAGAUCACGACUGAGACUGGAAACGCUGCGGCCGAGAAGGCGCCUUCGAAUGAACGCACCGCGGAGUCGAAAUCUGCCCACGACGUGAAGGAAUCUUCCACCAUUGUGGUCACCUCCAUUGCCCCAGCCCCUGUAACGCCACAACGUGCGAAUACGCCUCGUGAAGCCACUGAGCGUGCUAUGCGAGAUUUGGAACGAGGACAUCAAGCCAAGAUCCUUUCCUUGGACAAUGACGCUGUCCCUCCAGUACUACCCAAAAUGCCAGGUGCUGAAGGCACUACCAGCCCAGCAGACGAGGAACAUCCACUUCCAGGCAAUGGUGCCACUCUACCAACGCCAAAUGUGGUCGCCAUUGACAAUAAAAUCGAACAAGCGAUGGAUCUGGUAAAAACACAUCUAACAUUUGCCGUUCGAGAAGAGGUGGAGGUGCUACGGCAAACGAUUGUCGAACUUGAACAGCGGGUUGCAUCGUUGGAAAGCGAAAAUCAACUACUACGACAGUAUGCACCAGCAGACGUCCUAUCCAAUAUCAGUACAUUAGUUCAGCAAAGGAAACUUGCCAGUGCCGCUGCACCACCAGCGCAAAAUCCACCCGCUGCUGCUCCCCCGAAAAAAUAA